UUCUUCGUUGUUUCAGAGAAAAUGUCAACAAUUCAUAGUUGGAGUCAAAUACAGUCACAGCUGAAGCAUCCAGAUAAUCCUGUCGUUUUCCUAGAUAUAAAAGUCGGUGGAACUGAAAUAGGACGAAUACUUCUAGAACUCUUUGCUAACGAUGUUCCCAGAACUGCAGAAAAUUUCAGACAGUUCUGUACUGGAGAAUAUAGAAAAGAUGGGGUUCCUCUAGGAUACAAAGGAUCAAGUUUCCACCGAGUAAUCAAGGAUUUUAUGAUCCAAGGAGGAGACUUUGUAAACGGAGACGGAACAGGUUGUAUGUCUAUCUAUGCUGGGUCCACAUUUGCCGAUGAGAGUUUCAAGCAUAAGCAUUCAGAGGCAGGACUUCUCUCCAUGGCUAACAGCGGAAAGGAUACUAACGGUUGCCAGUUCUUCCUGACCUGCACCAAGGGGGACUUCCUGGACAACAAACACGUGGUGUUCGGCAGGGUCAUCGAUGGAAUGCUUGUCGUCAGAAAGAUUGAGAAUGCUCCGGUCGGACCCAACAAUAAACCUAAAGUGGACAUUACUAUCUCUCAAUGUGGACAAAUGUGAUUCUAUUUUUUUUUGCUAAGUUCAUUCUCACUAACGCCCCAAAAUCCCCCGACCUAUCAUUUUGAAAGCCUGCAUUUCCGAUACCUGAUGUGAAGUAUUUUCAGAA
Eurytemora carolleeae is the source of this 691-nucleotide messenger RNA. Its product is annotated as peptidyl-prolyl cis-trans isomerase H. Gene Ontology annotation, biological process: protein folding; protein peptidyl-prolyl isomerization. The record is from RefSeq and is a predicted model, not a curated record. Gene Ontology annotation, cellular component: intracellular membrane-bounded organelle. The coding region runs from base 22 to 585 and encodes 187 amino acids. NCBI's taxonomy places the organism in Eukaryota, Metazoa, Arthropoda, Copepoda, Calanoida, Temoridae. The transcript is spliced from 6 exons. Gene Ontology annotation, molecular function: peptidyl-prolyl cis-trans isomerase activity.